This is a messenger RNA of Prunus mume (Japanese apricot), 3842 nucleotides long. Lineage: Eukaryota; Viridiplantae; Streptophyta; Magnoliopsida; Rosales; Rosaceae. The record is from RefSeq and is a predicted model, not a curated record.
AUUAUGGAUGAGGAGAAUGAGGUGAAGAAGCCUUCUGAAGUUGCAGAUAGAAGCUUAAUAGACUUGGUCUUCUCUUGGUCUCUGAGGAAUGUUCUCGACAGAGAUCUUUACAAACACCAGGUGACCGAAAUUCCAAAGACAUUUUCGACAGUGGCGAGUUACAUGAAGUCAUUCAUUCCUUCACUUAUUGAGGAAACACAUGCUGAUUUACUCUCAAGCAUGAUGGCUAUUUCGGAGGCACCUAUUUGUGAGAUUCUGACGGUUGAAACUUCUAACCAUCAUAAGGCUCCCAAAGACUUGUUCUAUGAAAUUAAAGUUAGGAAGACGAGAGAAACCAAAAUUAAUGCAGGAAAAUAUGAGCCACAGGUUGGAGAUAUCUUUGCCUUGACUAAUAUUAGACCAAAAUGCAUUGAUGAUUUGAACAGGCCGGGAAAUUUCUAUCUUAUUGCAUAUGUUCUCGGAUCGAAAGAUGACAGCUCAGACAAGAUCCCAAUACUCUCAUCAAAGCCUAUCAGUGGAGAAGGAUACUGUUGUGCCCCGGAAAUUAAACUGCCCCAAAUAAACAACGAAUUGACCCAUGUCAAUUUUGGUUCAAACAGAUUCAAGCAAAUACAGAGCAAGAGAGAAACACUGUUUGCUGUCUAUUUGAUGAACAUGAUCACAAAUGUUCGUGUAUGGAACGCAUUGAACUCAGAACAGGCAAACACAAAUAUAAUUAAGAAUGUGCUGAAAGUGCAACCCACUUCACCAGAUGGUGAGAAUUCUUGCACAAUUUGUUUUUCCAAACAAAUAUACUCCCUUGCCCUUUCUAGAAAAUGGUCCAAAAUGUGCUCUGAUCUAAAUGAUUCCCAAAAGGCUGCAGUUUUAAACUGUAUCAGUUUGAGCAAUUGUCAUCACCAUAAUGCCAUAAAACUAAUAUGGGGGCCUCCAGGAACUGGAAAAACCAAGACUGUCGGUAUGUCACUCUUUACCCUCUUUAAGCUGAAGUGCAGAACACUAACAUGUGCUCCAACCAAUACUGCUGUAAAAUUGGAUGAAAGUGUAAAACUUUUAAUAAUUAUGGAUGAGGAGAAUGAGGUGAAGAAGCCUUCUGAAGUUGCAGAUAGAAGCUUAAUAGACUUGGUCUUCUCUUGGUCUCUGAGGAAUGUUCUCGACAGAGAUCUUUACAAACACCAGGUGACCGAAAUUCCAAAGACAUUUUCGACAGUGGCGAGUUACAUGAAGUCAUUCAUUCCUUCACUUAUUGAGGAAACACAUGCUGAUUUACUCUCAAGCAUGAUGGCUAUUUCGGAGGCACCUAUUUGUGAGAUUCUGACGGUUGAAACUUCUAACCAUCAUAAGGCUCCCAAAGACUUGUUCUAUGAAAUUAAAGUUAGGAAGACGAGAGAAACCAAAAUUAAUGCAGGAAAAUAUGAGCCACAGGUUGGAGAUAUCUUUGCCUUGACUAAUAUUAGACCAAAAUGCAUUGAUGAUUUGAACAGGCCGGGAAAUUUCUAUCUUAUUGCAUAUGUUCUCGGAUCGAAAGAUGACAGCUCAGACAAGAUCCCAAUACUCUCAUCAAAGCCUAUCAGUGGAGAAGGAUACUGUUGUGCCCCGGAAAUUAAACUGCCCCAAAUAAACAACGAAUUGACCCAUGUCAAUUUUGGUUCAAACAGAUUCAAGCAAAUACAGAGCAAGAGAGAAACACUGUUUGCUGUCUAUUUGAUGAACAUGAUCACAAAUGUUCGUGUAUGGAACGCAUUGAACUCAGAACAGGCAAACACAAAUAUAAUUAAGAAUGUGCUGAAAGUGCAACCCACUUCACCAGAUGGUGAGAAUUCUUGCACAAUUUGUUUUUCCAAACAAAUAUACUCCCUUGCCCUUUCUAGAAAAUGGUCCAAAAUGUGCUCUGAUCUAAAUGAUUCCCAAAAGGCUGCAGUUUUAAACUGUAUCAGUUUGAGCAAUUGUCAUCACCAUAAUGCCAUAAAACUAAUAUGGGGGCCUCCAGGAACUGGAAAAACCAAGACUGUCGGUAUGUCACUCUUUACCCUCUUUAAGCUGAAGUGCAGAACACUAACAUGUGCUCCAACCAAUACUGCUGUGUUAGAAGUUACGGCGAGACUCCUGAGGUUGGUUAAUCAGUCUCUUAAUUAUGGAAAGUAUGGACUAGGAGAUAUAAUUCUAUUUGGGAAUGUGGAGCGGAUGAAGAUCGAUAAGUAUAACGACCUUUUUGAAGUAUUUCUUGAUACUCGUCUUGAUAUUCUGUCUAAGUGUCUUGCCCCUUUGUCUGGUUGGAAACACUGGUUAGAAUCCCUGAUAGGUCUACUUGAGGAUCCACAGCUACACUACAUGUUGUAUGUAAAGCGAAAGAGGGAAAAACACAAUAAGGAUGAUGACCAAGAUGAUAACUCAACAAGUGAUGAUGAGAAUCAUCUUUUGACGUUUGAUGAGUUUGUGAAGAAAAAAAUUGUGUACUUUAGUGAGCAGCUGGAAACUUGUAUGGUAAACAUGUACACCCACUUGCCAACAUCUUGCAUUUCACUUGAGGUUGUGAAGGACAUGAUUACAGUUUUGGAUUUGCUUACGUUGAUUAAAUCUAUAAUGUAUUGGGCUAGUGUUGCUAAUCACAGGUUACGAUUACUUCUUGAAGAAUAUUGCACUCAAAUUCUUAAGUCCCUUCGUGCAUUUUCUGUUCCAAAUUUGAAUGACCGACAAACAAUAAGAAAUUUGUGCUUGGCAAAUGCUUGUUUAAUAUUUUGUACUGCGUCAAGCUCUGCAAAAUUGCACACUAAAGGAAUGGCACCUCUGGAAAUGUUAGUGAUUGAUGACGCGGCUCAGCUGAAAGAAUGUGAAUCAGCAAUUCCCUUACAACUACCUGGUCUUCGCCAUGCUAUUCUCAUAGGAGAUGAGAUGCAACUCCCUGCUAUGGUUAAAAGCAAGCUCUCCGAGAAUGCUGAAUUUGGAAGAAGUUUGUUCGAAAGACUUGUACUGUUAGGCCACAAGAAGCUCCUUCUCAAUGUCCAGUAUAGGAUGCAUCCUUCGAUCAGCAUGUUUCCGAAACAGGAGUUUUACAACAAUCAGAUAUUAGAUGGUCCAAAUGUCAACCAAGUUAGCUAUGCCAAGUCCUUUAUUGACGGCAGAAUGUACGGGCCGUACUCCUUUAUAAAUGUAGCCAAUGGAAAAGAAGAAUUUGAUCGUGGGCAUAGUCUGAAAAACAUGGUUGAGGUUGCCGUGGUAUAUGAGAUUGUUUCAAGCCUUUACAAAGAAUUUACUCGAACAAAAAAGAAGGUUAGUGUUGGGGUAAUAUCGCCUUACAAUGCUCAAGUUAAUGCAAUUCAAUUGAGAGUCAGAAACUACAGCGAAGUUUCUGGCACAGAUUUCUCUGUACGUGUGCGAUCUGUUGAUGGAUUCCAAGGUGGUGAAGAGGAUGUUAUAAUUAUCUCCACUGUCAGAUGUAACUGGAAUGGAUCUGUAGGUUUCCUCUCCGAUUGUCAACGAGCAAAUGUGGUGCUAACUCGUGCGAGGUAUUGCCUUUGGAUAUUGGGGAACGAAGCCACAUUGACAAACAGUAACUCAAUUUGGAAGAAGAUAAUUCUUGAUGCGAAGAAACGUGAUUGUUUCUAUAAUGCUGAUGAUGACAAGAACUUGGCUCAGGCUAUUGCAGCAGCACGUCUAGAUCUUAACCAAACAGUGUGUGCAGCAGCAGGAGCAGAGCAAUUUACCUGAUGUAAAGAAGCAUGUCUCUGUUGGUCUUUAAUUUCUUGAUGCAGCAAUUCAGUGAAACAAUUAUCGAAAUAUAUGAACCAUUUUUUAUUACUUGAUAGCUUCCGUUGGUGUUUUUUUUUUGGUUGAAAGUUCCUUCU